CAAAACCCCGAGAGGCUCUCGCUCGCUCGCUCUCUCUCUGUCUCUCUCUCUCUCUCUCUCUCUCUCUCUCUCUCUGUGUGUGUGUGCCUAGAGUAUGGAUACGUUUGAGUAUACAGAAAUGGAUGAUGAUCUACCUGAGUUUACGCUAGCUGAGUUUCUCCAUCAUCUCUUCAGGGAGAGUUGUGGUGUGAAAAGAUUCCUAGAUCAUUACCCGUUGUUUCGGUUUCGAAUGUUGAGAAUGUGGCAUGUGAACCAGAUGGUGACCCAACUAUUGAGAAUACAUAAUUAAAUACAUUCAAGGAGCAAGGGAAGGUUUAUGUUAGGGACAAAGAAAGACAGGAGGUUACUUGGAUCUAAGAGACUGCUUCUUCUGAUCUUCCACUGCCGUCUCCUUCUAUUGAUGAGAGUACAGAUUAUGGAAAUGGAGGGCAAAUUUAAGGAAGUGGGAGAAAAGUCCUUGAGUCAAGAUUUUUGUCAAGAGCUUGUAGCCAGUUUUAAUUGCUCGAAACAUCGAACUGGAAAAUCUGCUAUAGGAUGGGAACAGGUGCAAAGUUGGUUCCUAGAUAAACAAAGAGAAGUGGAAGCUAAAGUCACUACCUCACCUUUUGCCCCGAAGGAAUUUAAUUCACCCUUAACACCCGAAAGUCCUCAGAAGCCUAAAGCUGAAAGGAUUGCAGGUCUUUCAGAGUUGGUAUUUGAAGCUAAAUCAGCAAAGGAUUGGGCUUGGUAUGAUGUUGCUUCGUUCCUCAACUACAGAAUUGUUAGUUCAGGAGAACUGGAAGUUCGUGUACGAUUUGCAGGAUUUCGUUACGAGGAAGAUGAGUGGGUCAACGUAAAAAGGGGAAUCCGUGAGCGUUCUAUUCCUUUAGAACCUUCAGAGUGUCAUCAGGUCAAGGUUGGAGAUCUUGUGCUAUGCUUCCGGGAAAAUGAGGAUCUUGCUAUAUACUGUGACGCAUACAUUGUACAAAUCCAGAGGAGAGUACACGAUGCAACGGGCUGCAAGUGCAUCUUUGUGGUUCGUUAUGACUAUGAUGAUGCUGAGGCAAAAGUUCCGUUGACGAGAUUAUGUUGCAGGCCAAAAUGAUGAUAUUUAUGGGUUUCUUGAAUUCAAUAGAGCUAAAAGGGUGGUGAUGAAAACUUAAAACCAAACAUUUAUUAUUAUUAUUUGCGUUUGUAAAUUAUUUGUCUUGAGGUGGAAGUGGAAAACAUUGCCUGUGCGGUUCAGGUAUGGUUGCUUCUCGUCUUUGUUGAAAUUCCCAGCCACCAUUGCCUUGGGUGGAGUGGGCUCUGAAUGGUUCAGAUUUGCUUUUUGUCUAUUUAGGCUCUAUUUCCUCUUUUACUUUUUGAUGUUGUAUUGUGACUUGUAGAAAAGGAAAACUGAGGUACAUUUUCCUUGCUUUUGAGGUGGAAUGAAAAUUGCUAAGAAGAAAAAUGAGAAAUUUUCAGUAA
Molecule: messenger RNA, 1449 nt
Organism: Camellia sinensis
Lineage: Eukaryota; Viridiplantae; Streptophyta; Magnoliopsida; Ericales; Theaceae
Product: protein SAWADEE HOMEODOMAIN HOMOLOG 1
Molecular function (GO): chromatin binding
Source: RefSeq, a predicted model, not a curated record